This is a messenger RNA of Paraphaeosphaeria sporulosa, 1314 nucleotides long. RefSeq lists its product as uncharacterized. The record is from RefSeq and is a predicted model, not a curated record. NCBI's taxonomy places the organism in Eukaryota, Fungi, Ascomycota, Dothideomycetes, Pleosporales, Didymosphaeriaceae. The coding region runs from base 454 to 924 and encodes 156 amino acids. The transcript has a single exon.
AGGGUGAGGUGACAACAACGCUGCAGGUCCCGAUACUGUGUGUCAAAAAGUUUGCGCGCGGACGACCAGGGCGACAAGGUCUCUAUUGCUGAGAUUGAAGAAUGACCUGCGCUUCAAGCUCUCACACUUACCACAUGUAGUAAUCGACAACGCGACGCGCUAGCUGCUUUCGGCUCCGCUCCUCCUCCACCGCUCCGGCAACUCUCUCGUCAUUAUGCAGGGGUGGAAGCGCCGCAAUCGUUAUACAUGUUCGAGACUUCCUUCAAUACACCCAUAUCUGCUCUCAACACUUUCCAUCUGUCCUCGCGAACAACCUUACAUUGACAUGAUCGACAUCACCGCCUCUCUGGAUGUCCUAGAGCCCAUCACAGCGCGCGCAUGACUGUUGCGCAGCACUCCUUCGUCUGUUAGCUCUUUUGUGUAGUCUUAUUUUCCUAGCUCAAUGGAAAGUUGAUGGGUAGCCGCCUACAGCCCUGGAUGCAAGCCAGCAAGCACGUCCUUCUUGAAGUCCUGCAAACAAUCAUUCAGACGCACAGAAUCUACAUCCCCGAUCCGGAGACGCGUGGGCGAUUCCAAGACGUGCACAAGAAUGCAUUUCUGCUUUCAGUCCUGCUAUGGAUGGAGGAGACGCUGCUUUUUCCUAUUAAAGGGGCGAGGAGGGUAGCACUGUUGGAUGAUAUCAGGAGUCUGGACAUGCUCUGGAUCGAGAUGACGGUGCGAGGCCCAGCGGACGUGAGUGAUAAGUUAACGAUGAUCAAGGAUGCGGGAGAGCGGUGUGCAAGGCAGCUUUUCAAAAACCAGGGCUUCGACGAUGUGUGCGUUAGAUUCGAGUCUGAGCAGCUACUAAAGAGGGGGAUUUGGAAGCCCAAGCGGAUGGAGAUCUCGCGCAUGUUGAGCGUUGUGACGCCGAAAUUGGAAGAGUAGGGUAAUUGUCACAGGGUGCGGAGGUAUGGAGAAGUAUCCAUGUUUUGGCUAGGUUCGCAGAAGGUAUGUCUGAUCAAUAAGGAGUCAGAGUCUAUCCUGGAGGUUGAAUGCAUUGCGGGGGUGUUGUUGUGCGGGGGUGCAAUUGGAGACAUCUCCGGCUGGCCCGAUACCGGUUAAUCUUUUCUUAAGAGGAAGCAUAGUAGUGGUAAUUUGGAAAUGGAAGGACUACGCGGAGGUAGGCUUAGUGAUGACGAAGGGAGUGGAGCAUAAUCCUGUUUCUGUGGGAAUGCCACGGUUGUUGAUUGUUCGUGCGCAAGUUUUGCACAGUGCCAGGUGCACUGGGAAAAGGGAUGAAUAUUGAAGUGGAAUAGAUUACGUGGUAUUGCUCUG